Mucor mucedo is the source of this 1251-nucleotide messenger RNA. RefSeq lists its product as uncharacterized. The record is from RefSeq and is a predicted model, not a curated record. Lineage: Eukaryota; Fungi; Mucoromycota; Mucoromycetes; Mucorales; Mucoraceae. Gene Ontology annotation, biological process: lipid metabolic process. Bases 122 to 1168 code for a protein of 348 amino acids. The transcript has 2 exons.
CACGCAAAAAAAAAAAAAAAAGAGUCCUGACCUUAUCCCACAUCUUUUCCUUUCAAAUAUCGCCCACCCCCUUUUAUUUUUAUUUCUUUCCCUUUCUCUUGUUUUUUAUUUUCAUUCUAAAAUGGACGACUAUAUAAAACCAAUGAUAGAUAUAUCGAUUCCAGGCCCGUAUAUUCAACUCGAUAUAGUACCACUUACGUUAUUCUACAUGGUGAUCUCCUACCUCGAUUACUAUUUAUAUUGUCGUACAACCUUAACUUUUAGCAAAUAUAAACACUGGCAUCGUUUGUACCAUCUAAUCCUUCCGUUUCUUUUCGCUCCCAAACGACAAGCGUUUUCCACAGCAUUUAUCGCCUUUCCCUGGUUUGUAGCAUCCGUAGGAGCCUACAGCGCACAGUUAUACAAGUAUCAACAACUUAAACUGGAAGGGCCGCCACAGUCAUUUAAAGACUAUGUGAUAUCGGUCGGGAUAGAGGGCUUAUCGUCACAAGGUCCAGAAGAGAAUAAACAAGAAGGGGUUCGUGUGGAGGGAGUAAGAAGGGUGUUGAAUCACAUCAUUAUCAUGGCGUUAGGAAAAGCUUUGUUGACACCCAUAUUGUUGCAUGAUCCCAAAUUGUUACUUGCCAUGCCUUGGUAUUCAUGGAACGGCAUUUGGUUUGGGUUCCUCAUGGGGUUUAAAGGGUAUACGCUUAUGUUGUGUACAGAUAUGGGAUUAGCCACAAUCCAGAUUCUCACUGGCGUAUCUACUUUGCAUGUGUUCAAUCGACCAUUCUUGGCAUCAAGCCCAAAGGAUUUUUGGGGAAAUCGAUGGAAUUUAGUUGUACGUAAUCUAUUUCGUAAACAAUUAUACACCAAAGAAAAAAAGCCAGCACGAGAAUUAGCGUAUCAUCGAUGCUUGGCGUUUCUGGUGAGUGGACUUAUGCAUGAAAGCAUCAUGACGUUGGCGAACCGUACCUUGACACUGGAGCAGUUUUGUUUCUUUACUUUGCAUGGUUUUGCUGUCCUUUUACAGUCAUUGGUUUCAACUAGAAUUUCAUCAAAAUUACCACGCUCAGUCUCCAUUGUCUUGACCAUGUUAUUUUUUGGCUGUACAAGUCAAUUGUUUUUAGCACCUUUUCUUCGGUAUGAAGAGCAAUGUGCUUUAUUUGGUCAGCACUCAUUUAUUUAAAAUAAUAAUAAUAAUAAAAAAAAAAUUAUGUAGAAGAACGGCGUCGUUUGUUUGUAGGGUAAUCGUCAGGUACGCAUACGGUA